This is a messenger RNA of Daldinia childiae, 1569 nucleotides long. RefSeq lists its product as uncharacterized. The transcript has a single exon. NCBI's taxonomy places the organism in Eukaryota, Fungi, Ascomycota, Sordariomycetes, Xylariales, Hypoxylaceae. The coding region runs from base 1 to 1569 and encodes 522 amino acids. The record is from RefSeq and is a predicted model, not a curated record.
AUGAACAAGCUACCACUCGAACUUCACGAUCGCAUCGUUCAAUUCUUAGGCAGAAGGAUAGGUGAAGAAUUCCUACCACCUUGGGAACACGGCACUCUUCCCUUUGCGCUGCCAGCCAUCGCGGCUGUGUCGCGAAACUUUCAACAGGCCGUCGAGCGACUCACCUUCCGCAAUCUGAAAGUGUCUACCAGCCCCUCAGAUCUAGAUGUUUUCCGUCGCACCUUGACGCCACAGCGUCAGCGUAACAUACGGCGUCUCACCGUCCACCUCUGGAUUGACCAUCCGUUGUCGCACACAAAUAGCCCUUACCAACCCAGGAGAUUCGCAACGAGUGAGGAACGGAGGGUUAUCAAUGAAACAACGACGACCCAGUUAAAAGAGUUGUUCAAUAUCCUCGCAGCAUGGCGUUUACAAGAACCAUCUUUGACUCUAGAGGUCACUGGCCCGCUGCUGUCUUACAAAACAGAAGAUGCUUUGCGUGGACCUUACCUCAGAUUCUCCAUGCUCGACGUCUUAGGCGACAUGGUAGAUUUUCCGCCCUUACCCAUAGUUAAACAGUUGUAUGUGUACUCCAUGUCGUGUCACCUGCACCCUCACUUGGCUGUAUCUUUGACAGCUAAGAUGCCAAACGUAUCUCACGUAGAUUGGGAUCUAUCGACUUGUCACACUAUCAGCUGGGGUUUAUAUCACUACAUGUCCCGGAUCUGGCGAGACGGCCUUGUUCAGAGCAUCGAAUCAACAACCUUACCGCCGUCAGUCGAGAAGUUUACCUUUAAGAUGUUUGUGCCAGGAACUGGUAGAUUCCAGAUCUUGCCAAAUUUCAUCGGGUCUACUUCUUCGGAUUCCGUCAGUCUUGCCCUCCGCAAGCUAACGAAGGAUUGCGCAGAGGUUUACAUCGAUGGCUCCAUCCACGCCUCGCUCUUCGACCCUUUGGCCGGUCCGGGUACCGCUCCGCAAGAAGCGGCGCUGGCCUGGGAGAAAGUCACACGGCUGGAAGUGAGGGUAAGCAUGUGCGGUCCGGAUGGGAAGUGGCUUUUCAAGAUCGAUCCAAAUGACGAGACUCCUGGGAACCCUCCUGAAGACCUCGAUUUCGACUGUCUACCUCCGGGCUACGGGACCACCGAGUCGGAGUUGGACGACGCUGAGGAGUACUACGACGAUCAUCGGGAGGAUAUCGCGCCCGAGACGAUGGACGAAAACAAUUGGGACGGCGAGUUCUUCCGCACCAAAGCCGACGACGGGCCGAUGAACGCGCUGCUGGUGGCCUUCGCGCGGGGGUGCAGGCGCGGGAACAUGCCUGCCCUGCGCACCGCCAUCCUCCAGUGCGAGUUCUUCAACACCGAUAACUGGCCCUUCCAGGUCACCUACUUCGCCGCGGGCGCGACGGCCCCGAUUGGGUGGGACGCCGAGUUCGCGGGCGGAGACCACGACGCCUGGCGCGUCUUCUUCCACGUCGGCAACUGGCGGCCCGCCGAGGAGACGCUGAAGGAAUUCCGCCGGAUAAGGCGCGAGCUUGACGGCCGCGACACCGUCGUGUGCUUCUUGCCUUGGGGGGACUUUCUUGAUUGA